AGUUGGGGUGUGAAUGGACGAAAGCGGUAAAUCGCCUGGUCAAGAUGGGCUGUCAAAGGAGCUGUUCGAGUCCCAUUGGGAUCUGCUAGUGGGGAACGUAAUGGAUUUCAUUCGUAGCUUUGAAAUAACAACGGAACUGUCGCAGCCGACGAAGACGGCGGUCACGGUACCACUGUAUAAGAAAGGACAAACACAGUGUUUACCAAAUUAUAGGCCCAUCUCAUUGCUGAACACAGUGUAUAAGGUGAUCGCCAAAGUGCUAGCAAACAGGACCAGACCGGUGAUUCACAAGGUAAUUUCGGAUGAACAGUAUGGUUUCAUAUCUGAGAGGAGGCUGGCGGACGCGGUAGCGACGGUAGCGGAUGUGAUUGUUGCGGAAAACCGGGGGAAAGAGGACUGGCUGCUGUUACUGGUCGACUUUCAGAAGGCCUAUGAUUCGGUGCUGAGGGGAUACCUAUUCCGGAGCAUGAGGAGGAUGGGUUUCCCGAAUCUAUAUGUACGGUGGGUGGAGGGACUUCAUGAAGGUGCAGUGACAAGGAUCUGCAUGAAUGGAAGACUUGGCGAGCUGGUAGGGAUGCGGAAAGGGGGGUGAGGGAGGGGCGCGAGGAGUGUAAGAGUAUCGC
Closterium sp. NIES-67 is the source of this 623-nucleotide messenger RNA. The record is from the annotation of a GenBank genome assembly. Lineage: Eukaryota; Viridiplantae; Streptophyta; Zygnematophyceae; Desmidiales; Closteriaceae.